This is a messenger RNA of Mesorhabditis belari, 1629 nucleotides long. Lineage: Eukaryota; Metazoa; Nematoda; Chromadorea; Rhabditida; Rhabditidae. The record is from the annotation of a GenBank genome assembly.
AUGCCAUCCCGAUGCUGGAUCUUUGAGCUAUUGCUCAUUGGAGUGGUUUACUCUUUGUGCCCGGAUACACCGCGAUGCAUUGAACGCAUUCGCGAGCUUGUCGCCGGACCGCGAACUUUUUGGUUUGGCGAGCAUCGACGUGCACUUUGUCACCAUCGAAAUGCGAACCCAGUCGAGUGCUAUUCACCUCCGCAUCUUUCCGCUUUUCAUUCACUCGGCAGUCGUCUCUUCCGAGUACGAACCUAUCACUCAGAGUAUUUGAGAAAUCUCGAGAUUUUCCCGCGAAUCACUUAUCGAGCGGCGCCAGGAGAAUAUCGAGCAUGUGAGCAUGAUUUUCGCGUGAAAAAUGCAUCAAUUAUUGAAGGCGAUCCAGACAUGGCACCAGUGGCUCCAUUUUUAGUGAGAAAAAAGCCGGAAAUCACCUGGCAUGGCUUGGAUUAUGAUGGCAAUUUCACGAUUUUAAUGACUGAUGUCGGAUUUGGCACCCUCAACUACUUGGUUGUCGAUUUUCCAAGAGUACCAACGAUUUUGAAAGAAUAUGAAGGCUGUGACAAUUUCCGACCUCAACCGAACCCAAUGGCUUUAGUGGUUUUCAGAAAGCCAAAGAAAGAGCUUAUCGUGCCAAAAGGGGAAAAUUUCAAUCUCGGUGAUUUUAUGCUGCAGAAUGAUUUGGCUGAUGAUCUGAUCGGUCUUUCUGUGGUUAUUGUGGGUGCUGAUCCUUAUGCAAUCGAGCGACAACGAAUGAGAGGACUCGCCGACAAUUGCCAUUCACUCAUCAAAAAGAAAGUGGUUCGCUCUCCACCAUCGAAACUCCUCUCUCGUUUACCCCUAGAGGAGGUGUCCACGUGGUUGAGUGUCGGCUACGAUCAUCCUGCGCUUGACAUCAAAGUUUGCUGUCAAAAAGUUCAACAUGAACGUGAGCGAAUCAUGCUCGAUCCACUCGGCGACUCGAUUGUUUCCGCUUUUGCCACUUUCUCACCACCAAGCAUAUCUUCGCUAAAAGUACCCCAAACAGCGUACACGAAUUACCAUCGAACGGCCCGGACAUUUGUCGCUUUGAUGGAUGAGUUGUACACGGUGCUUCUGCUCGACGCGCAUACGGGGAAAUUGCAUUGGAUGGUGGUGGAUUUGAUGACAGCUGAUCUUCUUGAUGAUGCCUCUGAGAAAGGAAAUACGAAAGCGAGCUAUAUUCAUCCAGCUCCAGCUGAUCCAGCUCACUGCUGGCCUUUUGUUUUUCUUCUCUUGGCUCAACCACGUCCCCUACACUCUAUCGACUCAUUUUGCAUCAAUGAAUGUGAAGAAAGAAAUCGAUUUAACUUUGAAGAGUUUAAACAGCUGAACGGACUUCGAUUGUCUGCAUUUUCUUGGAUGAACAGCUGCUAUGACCUCUCAUUUGCUCACUAUGUCUUAUCACGACAAGCUCUUUCGAUCUCAAAUGCGACUUUCGCUCAAGAGAGAAAUGCUAGACGAUCACUGAACAAGGCGUUACAAGGCGAAUCGCAACGAGUGUGCCAAGCGUUCAGCGUUUCACCCACUCAAAAGUGCUCCAUUUCGCUCACCUCACUCACCACUACUUUCCCAAUUUUCUCGUCAAUUCUCAUUUCGAUCCUUUUCCUUUAUCUUUUAUUU